Molecule: messenger RNA, 822 nt
Organism: Penicillium argentinense
Lineage: Eukaryota; Fungi; Ascomycota; Eurotiomycetes; Eurotiales; Aspergillaceae
Product: YoaK family protein
Exons: 2
Coding region: 1-822 (273 amino acids)
Source: RefSeq, a predicted model, not a curated record
AUGGACAAAGACCACCAGCCGCCGGUCGCCCCGGACCUCGAGGCCAGCCCCUCGCCCGAGCCGAAACCCGCGCGGGAAUCCUCCCUGACCCGCCGGUGGAAGGAGACGCUGGACCCGGCGCAUGCGGACUUGGUCUGCCUGCUGCUGUGUUUUCUGACAGGUCUCUGCGAUAGCAGCGCUUACAAUGCCUGGUCGUGCUUCCUAGGCAUGCAAACCGGCAACACCAUCUUCCUCGGCCUCGGCGCCUCCAACCAACCCACCAGCAAGCCCUGGGGCUGGCUGAAGUCGCUUGUCUCCAUCGCCGCCUUCUUCUCUGGCGCCAUGAUCUUCUCGACGGUCAUGCGCAGCGUCGGCGCCCUCCGCCGCGGCACGCUCGUGGUCUCCUUCCUGAUCCAGACCAUCCUGAUCAUCAUCGCGGUCGCGCUCAUCGAGGCCGACCUGAUCCCACACAGCUCGGCCGAUAUGAGCCUGGAUGGCGGUCCCUUGUUCCUGGAGCUGAUCCCGAUCGGCCUGCUGGCCUUCCAGUCGGCGGGGGCCAUGACCUGCAGUCGAUCGCUUGGCUACAACGAGAUCCCGACGGUGGUGUUGACCAGCGUCUACUUUGACAUUGCGUCGGACCCGAAAAUCACGGACAAGCCAACGGCCAACGCAAAGCGCAAUCGGCGCAUUGGCGGCGUCGUGUCGCUGCUGGUGGGUGCGAUUGUCGGCGGGUGGCUGUCGCGCAGCAGCGGCGGCAUGGAGUCGGCGCUGUGGAUGGCGGCCGGCCUCAAGUUUGUCGCGGCAUUGGCAUGGAUUUUCUGGAAGGCCGCGACGCCGAAAUAG